Molecule: messenger RNA, 2503 nt
Organism: Amborella trichopoda
Lineage: Eukaryota; Viridiplantae; Streptophyta; Magnoliopsida; Amborellales; Amborellaceae
Cellular component (GO): mitochondrion
Source: RefSeq, a predicted model, not a curated record
CUUUUCUUUGAUUUUAUAUCUUCUGUCUCAUCUUUUUUCGUUACCGUUGGAAACAACUAAUUGAGGAAAUCUCUCUCUCUAUCGUGAUAAAUUAACAUGUUGGUUAACACCCAUGAUCCAGAAUUUUCUCUCUCGUGUUAAUUUUCCUUCUGAUAGAAAACCAUGGGCCACAAGUUUCUAUUUGUUCUUUCCUUUCAAUAUUUUUGCAUUUCUUUACAUUCUAAUCUUACAGUUUUAUUAGAGCAUUCAAAUUUAGAUCCUUGUGUUUGAAUUUUAUUCUUUGUCAUCUUUUUGUGUUAGUAUUGGACCAUUGGUAGCAAUUGAUUGAGAAAUCUCUCUAUCUCGCUACAAAAUUUAUAUGUUGAUCAAAACCCAUGUACCAGAAUUCUCUCUCUCAUGAUAAUUUUUAUCUUCUGAUCGAAACCCAGGGACAAUAAGUUUCUAUAUUUCUUCUUUCCUUUUCAUAAUUUUGCAUUUCGAUCAGUGGAUUCAAGGCAAUCAAAUGAAAGAAUCCUUAUUACUUUUAACCAUAAUUUGAAUUUUACACUUUCUCAUCUUUUUGUGCUAGCAUUGGUAGCAAUUAGUUGAGAAAAUCUCUCUCUCUAUCGUGAUAAAAUUGAUAAUUUGCUAUGUUGAUCAAAACCCAUGAACCAGAACUCUCUCUCUCUUUCUCAUGAUUUUUUUAUCUUCUGAUCAAAACUCAGAGACCAUUAGUUUCUCCUUCUGCUUUGCUUUUCAUAAUUUUCCAUUUCUUCAGAGCAAUCAAAUGAAAUACACAUUAUGACUCUAACCAUAUUUGGAUAUAUGGGGCACAAAUGUGUGUAUUUUCCAGUAAGAUGUUGGCCCAAUACAGGAAACCUAUUGUUAAUAUUGUCAAAGUGUAUUUCCUAGAAGGUAUCUUAGUUUUUAUGUUAUUUUAUCAUGAGUGAUGUAGCAAGGUUGCACUUAGUUUGUGUAGUAAGAAGUUGUAAAACUACUAGGUGGUUAGUAGUUAUUGUUACAAGUGGGUAGUUAUUGUAGGAAAUAUGGUUAUACAAACCUCUAUUUAAAGAGAGGUGUGUGCUGAGAAAUUGGGACACAUGUUUAAGGUUAAUCUUGGGUGUCAAGAUUGUAAUGCCGUUGUGUACCCCGGGUUCACAUGUGUUAAGGUUAAUCUUGUGUGUUGAGAUUGUAAUGCGUUUGUGUACCCCAUGUUUUUCUUUAAUGAAGUUUUGCUUCCACUUCAUCUUGGUUCUUCUUUUUCUUUCUAUUUGCUUGAGAGCCUUGGGAAGCGGAUUGUUACGGUGUUGUGGAAUCCGUCUUUCUCUACACCUAUGAACCCGAAUUCUCGGUUUCUUCUAUUUUUACAUAUGGUUUUGUUACAUGCAAAAAUGAAAUGGGAAAAACUUACUUUAUAUGUGUCCCAUUUACUCAGGUGCCUUCUGUUAAUGCAAUUUUAUUUAAUGGCGAUAGAGUACAAUGCACUGGAAACCCUGUGAUUGAGAGGCUCUCAGACCCUCAGAACAUAGCUUCAAUCCUGGUUUCAAAAUUGGGUUCUUCUGUUAAUGCUUGGGUUGUGGGGGCUUCAACUUUUAAUGGGCCUUUUGCAAUUUAUAAGGAGUUUUUGAACUCUGUGAAUGAAUGGGGAGAACCACCUUCUUAUAAAUCAGAUGGUUUUCCUGCAUCGACUUCGAUUGCUUUGCUCAUGUCACAGUGCGUGAAUGAGGCAAAGAAGGCUGUUGCCAGAUUCCAACGACUAUCUCCGACAUGUAAGAAUCCUCCCGAGAGUAACGAUUAUCGGGCAAUCCCGAAAACCAUCAUCUUCGGAUUCAGCAAGGGCGGGGUUGUCCUAAACCAGCUUCUAACUGAACUUGCAAUCUCAAAGACAGAGCCUCAGCUUGACCUUAAAAUUACCAAAAUGCCCUGCGCAAAAGGAUCGCAUGAGAACCCCAAUGUGUCUCUUGCAAAGAUUCCCGAUUUUCAAAAGGGUGGAGUGAUUGAAAUUAAGGAAGAGAACCCCAUGCCUGAAAAAAUGACCAAAAUGCCCCUCACCGAAGGUGCAUGCUCGAGCAUGGAGAACAAUGGGGAACUGUAUCCCAAUACCAGAAAAGAAAACCCUGUGUUUGCCUUUUCGCCUAGAGAAUUCAUGGAGAGCAUGGUUGAAGUUCACUAUGUGGAUGUGGGUCUCAAUUGCAGAGGUGCAUACUUGACCGAGAAAUCGGUGGUGGAGAAAAUUACACAUUUGCCUUUUGCAGGAAUGCGCAUUGUCCUUCAUGGUACUCCUCGGCAGUGGCAAGACAGGCGCCGAACAUGGAUCAAGGCCGAGAAAGACAUGUUUAUGAAGCUUCUUAGAGACGAGGAAGAGAGGAGUGAGGGAAAGCUUAGGGCUUUGGAGAGGUUAUAUUUUGCAGAGAAGCCUCCAAAUAUGCAGAUGCAUUUCGAAAUAAUCGAAUGUAUGAACUUGGAUUGAGUUUUGCUUGUAAUUUUGUUGUGUUUUCUUCUUUCUACCUGGGUAGUUUGGUUU